Molecule: messenger RNA, 2442 nt
Organism: Acanthochromis polyacanthus (spiny chromis)
Lineage: Eukaryota; Metazoa; Chordata; Actinopteri; Pomacentridae
Product: circularly permutated Ras protein 1
Biological process (GO): COPII-coated vesicle cargo loading; endoplasmic reticulum to Golgi vesicle-mediated transport; intracellular protein transport
Cellular component (GO): endoplasmic reticulum exit site; COPII vesicle coat
Molecular function (GO): zinc ion binding; SNARE binding
Source: RefSeq, a predicted model, not a curated record
UCUGCAGCGACUUCCUGACACCAAACCGCCGUUUCAUCCGUGGAAACGCCCACAUCUCACCUCUCCUCUCCUCUCCUCUCCACCGAGCUGCUGCUUCCACUGCUGGCCUCAGACGGAGAUGAAGGAUGGACUUUGCCUGCAGUCACGUCGUCUGUAACUGGAGACCAGAUGGAGAAGGUGUUUCUCUGGUCGUUCCCGACUACCACAACGCUCCGACCGUUAAAGUGGAGGAAGCUCCUCCUCCUCCGCUGCCUCCUCGUCAGCUGAGGAAACCUCGACCGUCCUCCAUGACCUUCCCUUCUCCUCCAGACGGUCGAGCUCCAGCCGUCGCCCCUCCUCCGGUUCCUCCUCGCUUCGACAGGCUGGAAGGAGAAAACAGGACCAAAGCCAACGUGAACGUGGUCUCUCUCAGCGUUGGAAGACUGGUGAACAUCAGCCGAGAGUCUGGGAUGGAGAGUUUCCAGAGCCCGGUGGUUUGUGGGAAAUGUAGUGCCGCCCUGUCCUGUCUGAGCUCCGUGCACAACAACGUGUGGCUCUGUGAGUUCUGUGGAGGUGAGAACGUCGUGGAUGAAGGUGUGAGCCAGGUGUGUGUCGGUCAGCGGGCCGGCGUUCGCAGCGACGACAUUUACCUGCCGCAGCAGAGCGACGACGACUACCAGAACCUGGAGGACACGCUGGUGGUCUUCUGUGUGGACAUCUCAGGCAGCAUGAGCAUCACCACCGAGGUCGUUUCAGGCGUCGGUUCUCCAACGUACGUGUCCAGACUGGAGGGCAUCCAGGACGCGCUGCAGAAGACGCUGUCCUCCAUGCUAAAGGAGUCGCCCCACAGGAGAGUCGCUCUGGUGACGUUUAAUAACGAGGUGGUGAUCUACGGCGACGGUACCACAACUCCUCUAACCCUCAGAGACUGGGCUCUGAUCGAUGAAGAUCACAUCUGGCAGCAGAGUUCGGCCUUCAGCGUUCCUCACUGCAUCGCUGAGACACAUCUGCAGCUGAAGCAGAGGAUCAAGGACCUCAGGGAACACGGAGUCACGGCUCUCGGUCCUGCUGCUUUAGCCUCUGUUGCCGUGGCGUCCAGGUAUCCAGGGUCAAAGGUAGUUCUGUGUACCGACGGCAGAGCCAACGUCGGACUGGGUGAGAUGGAUCAGAGCCGCUCUCAGCCGCCGUCCGAUGUUCCAGACUUCUACGGACAGGUGGCUCAGCGGGCCGUGGACAGCGGGGUCAUCGUAUCGGUGAUGACGUUUGAAGGGACCGACUGUCAGCUGGUGGACAUCGGCCGACUGGCUGACGCUACCGGAGGACAGGUGAACAUCGUCAGCAUCGGUACCGUAGCGACAGAGAUCCAGUCGGCCUCUGCGGACAACGUCCUAGCAACAGGCGCCACGGUAACGCUGAUGGGUCCUGAUGGAGUAUAUUUUCCAUUUGUAGAAGAAAACGACCACAAAGUGGUGAAAGAGAUCGGUAACGUCACCAGAGGGACGGAGGUCACCUUCCAGUUCGCCGUGAAACCAGAUUUUAUGGAUGCGUUCCUGCAGAAGAACACGAUUCCGUUGCAGCUGAAGCUCAGCUUCAAGACCAGAGACCAGCAGAGAGUGACUCGGAUCAUCACCGAGCAGCGACCGGUGACCAGCAGCGGGCGCGUUCUGAUUGGUCGGCUGAACACGGCGGUGCUCGGCGUCCACAGCGCUCAGCUCUGUGCCUUUCUGACCAUGGAGGGUCGAGUGGAGGAGGCUCAGAGGCAGCUGAAGGCCCAGCAAACACCUGCUCACACUCAUUCCAGCAGGUUGAGGCCAAUCAGAAAGGAGGACAGUAUCUAUGGCAACUGGAUGGACACCAUGACGACCAUCUGUGACGACAUCAAGCCGGACACGCCGCUAUCUCGGAGUCUCUCCGAUGAAGCAGCGAAGGUCGUUUACCAGAUGAGGAGAGCCAGCAGCAUCAGCAUCAACAACACCUACUUCUGUAGAAACACGGCGAAGAUCCAGCAGGGAGCUACGAGGGACAAGGAGGCCCCGACGGAAGAAAAAUGAAAAAAUAAAAUGUCCCGGGGCAUUAAUCUGCCCGUAAUGAAGCAGCUACAGCUCUGGGUUUCUACUAAAGUGGAGAAAAAAUAAGACAAGAACAAGUAAAUGAGACAUGAAUGGACCUUUUUGCACAAACCUGACUCACAUGAUGAAGCGUAAACAUGAAGGAAUCACUCCGUUGUUGUAUUUAAUGCAUCAUACAUGGACCACUGCAGGUUUUAUCACUGAUCCAGAUUAAAAAGGAUCAAUUAUCUAUCAGUUAACUGAUGAAACGUGUCUGUACUGCACCAGAUUUCUGUUUUAAAGAAACUGUUGUUCAGACAGAGAAGAGGCUGUUUGUGUUAGCGUUAAAUCGUGUUUUUUUUUUUUUAAUGAAGCUGACGCCAGAAGAAUAAAGAUUUAAUGCUGUAACUUUUAA